Messenger RNA from Asparagus officinalis (garden asparagus), 624 nucleotides. RefSeq lists its product as uncharacterized. The transcript is spliced from 3 exons. The coding region runs from base 1 to 624 and encodes 207 amino acids. The record is from RefSeq and is a predicted model, not a curated record. NCBI's taxonomy places the organism in Eukaryota, Viridiplantae, Streptophyta, Magnoliopsida, Asparagales, Asparagaceae.
AUGGAAGAUUUACUUUUAGUCUUGCAAGUGGUCAAUAUCUCCUCUGUGCCUCCUUCUGCUGAGGAUGAAGUGAGGGCGGCUAAACUAACCUUGGGCUCGAGGGAAGCCAUCGAGGCAUCGAUGGCUCGGCCUACUGAAAAUCAAGUGGGGUCUCAGGAGGGGCCUUUGACAAGGCUAGCGAAACACCUUCAUAAAACUAGGCCAUUGAGGAAGUGGUGGAGAAAGGUGGAGGUGGAGUUGGCUUGUAAGGCGAGAUAUAAUUAUCUCGAGGAGCAGCUUUCGGUCGAGAUGAGGAGUGUUUCGGAUCAUUUCCAUUAUCCUCCAAGGGUUGCCAACUGCCUGGAGGCACUAUUGGAUAUAAAGGAGCAGGGAUGGAGACAUGAGCUCAGUAGCGGAAGUGGUGUCGAGGGUGAGGAGUUGAACAGUGAGGCUGAGGAGGGCUCUGCCGAGGAGGCUGGGGAGGCAGGUGAGGGUUCUGCUAAACAGGCUGGCGAGGGUUUAGCUCGAGACGGUUGGGCGAGCUUGCCAGAGAAAAAAGGUGAAGGUGACAAACCUGAAGUCCAGUCGACUCUUGUGCCACCCACUAGUAAUGCUCCUCCGCUCCUGGUUCCUGGUCCUGUGUAA